Ustilaginoidea virens is the source of this 2037-nucleotide messenger RNA. RefSeq lists its product as uncharacterized. The record is from RefSeq and is a predicted model, not a curated record. Gene Ontology annotation, cellular component: MBF transcription complex; SBF transcription complex. Lineage: Eukaryota; Fungi; Ascomycota; Sordariomycetes; Hypocreales; Clavicipitaceae. The transcript has 4 exons. Gene Ontology annotation, molecular function: protein binding; transcription regulator activity; DNA binding. Bases 1 to 2037 code for a protein of 678 amino acids.
AUGGUCAAGGGCGCUGCUGCUGCUGCUGCUGCCGCCGGGGGGCGUCCUACGGGGCCCGGUGUCUACAGUGCCACGUACAGUGGUAUUCCCGUGUACGAGUUUCAAUUCGGCACGGACCUCAAGGAACACGUUAUGCGACGAAGACACGAUGACUGGAUCAAUGCAACACAUAUUCUGAAAGCUGCGGGGUUCGAUAAACCCGCCCGUACCAGAAUUCUAGAGCGAGAUGUUCAGAAAGACAUACACGAAAAGAUCCAAGGAGGAUACGGCAAAUAUCAGGGUACCUGGAUACCACUCGGUUCUGGAGAAGCACUCGCGCAACGCCACAGCGUCUACGACAGAUUACAACCCAUCUUUGAAUUUGUUGCCGGCAACGAAAGUCCUCCACCAGCACCUCGACACACAACGAAGCCAAAGACUUCAAAGGCCAAGCCCCCGCCUCCUCCCCCUCCGAAAUGGGGCGCCAGUGCUGUCAUGGCACGUCAUGACGAGAUGGACAACGGCGAAGCGAUGAUGGGCGAAGACGAUACUCCUGACAAUCUUACGGUAGCUUCUGCCUCGUACAUGGCGGACGACGACCAUUUUGACACGUCGUACAUGUCAACAACAGGCCACAGGAAACGAAAAAGGGAGGAACACGUGCAAGACCUCACCGAGCAGCAACACGCGGUCUAUGGCGACGAGUUACUGGAUUACUUUCUGCUUUCUAGAAACGAGCAGCCCGCCAUCAAGCCCGAUCCGCCGCCCAACUUCCAGCCAGACUGGCUCAUCGAUGCCGAAAACCACACCGCGCUUCACUGGGCCUCUGCCAUGGGCGACGUGGACGUCAUCAAGCAACUGAAGCGCUUCCACGCCAACAUAUCGGUCAAGAAUAUCCGUGGAGAAACACCAUUUAUGCGAUCGGUCAACUUCACAAACUGCUACGAGAAGCAGUCGUUCCCCGCCGUGCUCAAGGAGCUCUUCGACACGGUGGACGCCAGGGAUAACUCUGGUUGCACAGUCAUCCACCACGCGGCGGUGAUGAAGAACGGGAGAGUAUUUAGCCCGUCGUGCUCACGAUACUACCUGGACCUCAUACUCAACCGGCUGCAAGCCAACGUGGACCCUUGCACGUUCCAGCAGAUGAUCGACGUGCAGGACAACGAGGGAAACACGGCCUUGCACCUGGCAGCGCAGAGAAACGCCCGCAAGUGCAUCAGGGCGCUGCUCGGCCGCAACGCUUCGACCGACAUUGCCAACCACGAAGGCAUAAGGGCGGAGGACCUGAUUAUGGAGCUCAACGCUGCGAAGAAGGAGCGCAACCCCCAGCGCUCGUCGUCACCGUUUGCGCCAGACUCGCAACGGCAUGCCUCGUUUCGGGACGCCUUUGCGGAGAAGAAGAAGAAGCCGACGGCUUUCCUCUCCACGGCCGCGACGACGGUGCAGUCUCGGAUCUCGCCCUUGAUAAUGGAAAAGUUCCAGGACCUGGCCAAGAGCUACGACGAAGAGUGGCAGGAAAAGGACGUGGCAGAGGCCGAGGCGCGAAGGAUCCUAGCAAACACGCAAGCGGAACUCAGCGCAGCCCGCCAACAAAUAGCCGAGCUCGAGGCGCAGCUGGAAUCCGACGAGGUGGCGAGCAAGAUUCUGAGCGAGGCCAACCUGGCCAAGCACCAGGUCUUGUCGCUCAUCACGCACCAGAACAGGCUGCAUAUCCACCAGGCCGUGGACAAUGAGCUGAGCCGCCACAACGGCGACACGAGCCAAGACGGCACAUACGAGGAGAGAUUGGCUCUUGCCCGGCAGCUCGGCCAGAUGCUAGCGGAGCAGAGACAAGCCGAGGCGGACUACGUUGAUGCCCUGAGCAUGGUCGGCGUCGGGGACAAGAUUGAAAAGUAUAGGAAGCUGCUGAAACGAUGCCUGGACGCAAAGGACGGCGAGAGCCUGGACACGAACCUGGACAAUCUCAUUGAGAUGAUGGAGGAAGAGAAGGACGCAAGCGGCGUGGAGGGCGCAGCACCAUCAGCAGCGGAACCCAUGGACUAUGCUGUGGGCGCUUGA